ACCUUAUCUUAUCAUUGAGAGAAUUGGAGCUGUGGCUUAUCGUCUAGAACUACCAGCAGAACUAGAAGCAUUUCACGAUGUGUUUCAUGUCUCUGUAUUACGGAAAGUGGUUGCAGAAAAGGAGUUGAUCAUACCACAGCCACCUAAAGACUUGGAGCUAGAUUUGUCAGUUAAGGGAAGACCUGUGUCAAUCCUAAGCCGUAGAGAUGGUGGCUCAAUGGGAAAGAAAGCUCGAACAGUUCAAAUAUGUUGGGAAAGAGAUGGUAUUCAGGAGGUAACAUGGGAGACUGAACAACACAUGAGACAAGAUUAUCCUGAACUCUUUACUGAGGAUAGUGGAGUUUUGAAUUCAGGGACGAAUUCUCUAGAAGUGGGGGAGAAUUAGAAAUCUCAGUUUUCCAGUUUUGCUUCCAGUUUCUGCUUGAGGUUUUGGGGGAAGGAUUCCGGUCGAACCCGAACGAUUCAGACCAGAUUGGUGGUAGAUCCAGAUAGAGGGAGUGUCAGAGAAGGCAAGGGAGUCGAAGUUGGUACCAUAGGAGGUUCAGUUUUCCUACAACAGUCUCAAUCCGUUUUCAGCCAAAUUCAGAGAGGAAGAAUCGAGCUAUGGGCCAUGGUCUUCCCUCGAAACUGGACUGUGAUGGGCCGACGGGUUACAUGCAGGUCACGAACGGCUGACGAGCCCGGUAUGGGAGUGUAUGAGCUACGGCUGCCUCCAAGCAUGAGAAUGCCACCAAAGAAGACAACGCGUGUAGCAAAUGCAAAUGUAAAUGCACGAGCUGCUGGGCAAGGACAACCACAAGGUGGAGCAGAACCUGCAAUAACACGUGCAGAGGUGCAAGAGCUUCGGGAUAUGAUGAGAGAGAUUUUGCAGAGACAAGCAGCACCAGCAGUAGGCCAACCAAAUGCUGCACCACAUGGCCAUCACCUACCACCAGCUGCACCACAUGUUCAACAUCCACCACCACCUCCAGCAGGGGCACCAGCACCAGGAAUUGGUCUCACAUACUGGGAGACACUGAGACUCAUGACAGAUUUGGGUACAGAGAUUUUCAAUGGUGGGAAUAACCCAGUGGAGGCUGAUGAUUGGAGGAAGCUGUUAGAGAGGAAUUUUGAGUCAACCAGGUGUCCAGUUGAAUUCAAGAAAGGGCUUGCAGUUCAUUUCUUGCGUGGAGAGGCACACAUUUGGUGGGAGGGUGUGAUGCGGAGCAUGCCUGCUGGAUAUGAGAUACCUUGGGAGACUUUCAGAGAUGAGUUCAACAGGAAGUACUUUCCACAAGAAGCAAUGGAUACUAUGGAGUGUUCAUACUUGGAGCUUCGCCAGGGGUCCAUGACUGUUAGGGAUUAUGAGAGGGAGUUCAACCGCCUUAGUAGGUUUGCAGGGAGAGAGCCUGGAGAACAGAAGUUGAUUCGUAGAUUCAUGAGAGGGUUGAGGCCAGACAUCCGCAACCAUUGUUCAGUUCGAGACUAUGGUAGUAUGAUUGAGUUGGUUGAGAAGGCGGCCAUGAUGGAGACUGGGCUUGAGGAGGAAGUUAAACACCUCAAGAGCACUCAGGCAAAGGCGACAAAGGUUGUGGAGUCUCAGAAGCGUACUUGGGAUAACCGUGAUGCAAGACAAGGCCAGAACCGUUUUGCAGAGUGUGCUACUUGUGGUAAGAGACAUGGUGGAGUUUGUUGGGCCAAAACCAACAAUUGUUAUCAGUGUGGACAGCCAGGACAUACCCAACAGAACUGUCCAAGAGGAGUCAAUAACUGUAGAAGGUGUGGUCAGAGAGGUCAUUUUGCGCGAGAGUGCACAGCGCAGCUGCCUGUAGGACAACAAGGGAACCAGAACAGAGGGAUCCUGCCACCACCUCCCAAGAGACAGGCUGUUGGACCUCGAGUGUUUGCAGCAGCAGAUCAGAUUGGUGCAGAACCGAUUGUGGGGUCUGUCCUUGUUGGAGGAAUUACAGCCUACACAUUAUUCGACACAGGAGCGACACAUUGUUUUGUCAGUCCUGAGGUGGCUAGAUGCUGGGAUUCGAGAAUUGGGUUUGAAGAUAGGCAGAGAAGGAUCGACACUGCUGGCACAGAAGUAAUUGGGUCCUCAAGAACAUAUCGAGAUGUUCCAGUAGUGAUAGAAAAAGAGGGGCUGCUUGGAGAUUUCAUCGAGCUGGAGCUGAAACAUUAUGAAGUAAUUAUAGGCAUGGAUUGGUUGACGCAACAUAAGGCUAUAUUGGAUUGUACUAGGAGGCGUGUUGAUUUCACUCAAGCAGAAAGGAAUUUGGUGUUCCAGGGAGUUAGAGCUUUGGGCAGAAUUCCUGUUAUUUCGAUGGCUCAUGUAGAAGAAAUGAAGUGGAAAGGACCAGAAGUUUAUUUGGCAACCAUUUCUAUUGAGGGAGGACCUAUGGGGAUAGAUUUGGAAGAAAUUUCUGUAGCAGCAGAAUAUGCAGAUGUUUUUGAACCACUCACAGGACCACCACCAGAAAGAGGAGAUGCAUUUACUAUUGAGUUGGAGCCAGGGACUGCUUCAGUAUCCAGAGCACCUUAUCGUUUAGCCCCAUCAGAAAUGGCUGAGCUAAAGAAACAACUGGAGGAUCUUACAGAUAAAGGGUUUGUGAGGCCAAGUAGUUCACCAUGGGGAGCUCCUGUUUUGUUUGUGAAGAAGAAAGAUGGUAGUUUCAGACUCUGCAUAGAUUAUCGAGGGCUCAAUAAGGUUACUAUCAAGAAUAAGUAUCCUUUGCCUAGGAUUGAUGAGUUGCUAGAUCAGUUACAAGGAGCAUCGUGGUUCUCAAAGAUAGAUUUGGCAUCAGGGUAUCAUCAGAUUGCUAUAGCUGAAGGUGAUGUGAGGAAAACAACAUUCAGAACACGUUAUGGACAUUAUGAGUUUGUAGUGAUGCCAUUUGGAUUGACUAAUGCACCAGCAGCCUUUAUGAAGUUGAUGAAUAAUGUGUUUAGAGAAUAUCUAGACAAAUUCGUCAUAGUGUUCAUUGAUGAUAUCUUAAUCUACUCAAGGAGUAAGGAAGAGCAUGCUGAGCAUUUGAGGAUAGUGUUACAGACAUUGAGGGAUCAAAAACUUUUUGCAAAGUUAUCCAAAUGCAGUUUUUGGCAGAAGAAGAUUGGGUUUUUGGGUCACAUUGUUUCAGAAGCAGGAGUUGCAGUAGAUCCAGAGAAGAUAACAACUAUCACUCAAUGGCCUAGACCGAAGAAUGCUUCUGAAAUUCGUAGUUUUCUUGGCCUAGCUGGAUACUACAGAAAGUUUGUAAAAGGAUUUGCAAGUCUAGCGAAGCCUUUGACACAACUUACCUGUAAGGAGGCAAAGUUUGUUUGGUCAGAAGAGUGUGAAAAGAGUUUUGAGGAACUGAAGAAGCACUUGACUCAGGCACCUAUAUUGGUAUUACCUAAGGCUGGGGUAUUAUAUGUGGUCUAUACAGAUGCAUCAGGAACUGGUCUAGGAUGUGUACUUAUGCAAGAAGAAAAAGUCAUUGCCUAUGCAUCUAGACAAUUGCGUAAGCAUGAGGUUAAUUAUCCAACUCAUGACCUGGAGUUAGCAUCUGUGGUCUUUGCUUUAAAGGUUUGGAGAGCCUACUUAUAUGGAGAGAAAGUACAAGUGUUUACAGAUCAUAAGAGUUUAAAGUAUGUCUUCACUCAGUCAGAUCUCAACUUGAGGCAGCGAAGAUGGAUGGAGCUGUUAGCAGAUUAUGAUAUGGAUAUUGCUUAUUAUCCAAGAAAAGCUAAUCAGGUAGCAGAUGCACUAAGUAGGAGAAGGAAUGAUGUGUCCAGAAUAAAAGAAGUAGAAGAGCUCGUUUCAACAUUGGCAAGUUUGAGUAUUUGUUCUGCAUCUGUAGAGGAAGGAGUUAUGGGAUUAGAAGCAGUAAACCAAGCAUAUUUACUUUGGAGAAUUCGUGAAGCUCAGAAUGGAGACACUGGUUUACAGAACACAGUGAAGAGUGAAGUAGCAGGCUAUCACACUACGAAAAAUGGGACACUUGUUUUCAGAGGUAGAGUGUGUGUUCCAGAUGAUAAAGGUCUGAAGGGAGAGAUUUUGAAGCAAGCACAUCAGUCACGUUUUUCCAUUCACCCUGGUUCUACAAAAAUGUAUCGGGAUCUGAAAAGGUAUUAUCACUGGAAUGGAAUGAAACGAGAUGUUGGAGAAUGGGUAGCAAAGUGCACGACAUGCCAGCUAGUGAAAGCAGAACAUAGAGUUCCAAGUGGGUUACUACAAAGUUUGCCACUGCCAGAAUGGAAAUGGGAUAUGGUAACAAUGGAUUUUGUCACUGGACUUCCAAGAACUCUGAGUAAGAAAGAUGCGAUUUGGGUGAUUGUGGAUAGACUUACUAAGUCAGCUCAUUUUCUAGCAGUUAAAAAGACAGAUGGUGCAGAUCGCCUAGCUCAGAUGUACAUGGAUGAGAUUGUAAGGUUACAUGGAGUUCCUGCAAGCAUUAUUUCAGAUAGAGAUUCAAAGUUCACUUCAUUGUUCUGGAAGGCUUUCCAGAAGGCUAUGGGAACUAAGGUUAAUUUGAGCACAGCAUAUCAUCCUCAGACAGAUGGACAAUCUGAGCGUACUAUACAGACACUGGAGGAUAUGUUGAGGGCGUGCAUGUUGGAUUGGGGAGGACGUUGGGAGAGACAUUUACCUUUAGCAGAGUUUGCUUACAAUAACAGCUAUCAUGCAAGCCUAGGUAUGUCACCGUUCGAGGCUCUUUAUGGACGACCUUGUCGCACACCUCUUUGUUGGACAGAAGUGGGGGAGCGCCAGGACACAGAACCUGCAAUAAUUCAAGAGACAACUGAACAAGUAGAGAUCCUCAAGGGAAAAUUAAGAGAAGCUCAUGAUCGUCAAAAAAGUUAUGCAGAUAAAAGGAGAAAGGAUUUAGAGUUUGCAGUUGGAGACUUGGUGUAUCUGAAAAUGAGAAUGUUCAAGGGCCUGAACAAGUGGGCUAAGAGAGGAAAACUUAAGCCAAGAUACAUGGAACCUUAUCUUAUCAUUGAGAGAAUUGGAGCUGUGGCUUAUCGUCUAGAACUACCAGCAGAACUAGAAGCAUUUCACGAUGUGUUUCAUGUCUCUGUAUUACGGAAAGUGGUUGCAGAAAAGGAGUUGAUCAUACCACAGCCACCUAAAGACUUGGAGCUAGAUUUGUCAGUUAAGGGAAGACCUGUGUCAAUCCUAAGCCGUAGAGAUGGUGGCUCAAUGGGAAAGAAAGCUCGAACAGUUCAAAUAUGUUGGGAAAGAGAUGGUAUUCAGGAGGUAACAUGGGAGACUGAACAACACAUGAGACAAGAUUAUCCUGAACUCUUUACUGAGGAUAGUGGAGUUUUGAAUUCAGGGACGAAUUCUCUAGAAGUGGGGGAGAAUUAGAAAUCUCAGUUUUCCAGUUUUGCUUCCAGUUUCUGCUUGAGGUUUUGGGGGAAGGAUUCCGGUCGAACCCGAACGAUUCAGACCAGAUUGGUGGUAGAUCCAGAUAGAGGGAGUGUCAGAGAAGGCAAGGGAGUCGAAGUUGGUACCAUAGGAGGUUCAGUUUUCCUACAACAGUCUCAAUCCGUUUUCAGCCAAAUUCAGAGAGGAAGAAUCGAGCUAUGGGCCAUGGUCUUCCCUCGAAACUGGACUGUGAUGGGCCGACGGGUUACAUGCAGGUCACGAACGGCUGACGAGCCCGGUAUGGGAGUGUAUGAGCUACGGCUGCCUCCAAGCAUGAGAAUGCCACCAAAGAAGACAACGCGUGUAGCAAAUGCAAAUGUAAAUGCACGAGCUGCUGGGCAAGGACAACCACAAGGUGGAGCAGAACCUGCAAUAACACGUGCAGAGGUGCAAGAGCUUCGGGAUAUGAUGAGAGAGAUUUUGCAGAGACAAGCAGCACCAGCAGUAGGCCAACCAAAUGCUGCACCACAUGGCCAUCACCUACCACCAGCUGCACCACAUGUUCAACAUCCACCACCACCUCCAGCAGGGGCACCAGCACCAGGAAUUGGUCUCACAUACUGGGAGACACUGAGACUCAUGACAGAUUUGGGUACAGAGAUUUUCAAUGGUGGGAAUAACCCAGUGGAGGCUGAUGAUUGGAGGAAGCUGUUAGAGAGGAAUUUUGAGUCAACCAGGUGUCCAGUUGAAUUCAAGAAAGGGCUUGCAGUUCAUUUCUUGCGUGGAGAGGCACACAUUUGGUGGGAGGGUGUGAUGCGGAGCAUGCCUGCUGGAUAUGAGAUACCUUGGGAGACUUUCAGAGAUGAGUUCAACAGGAAGUACUUUCCACAAGAAGCAAUGGAUACUAUGGAGUGUUCAUACUUGGAGCUUCGCCAGGGGUCCAUGACUGUUAGGGAUUAUGAGAGGGAGUUCAACCGCCUUAGUAGGUUUGCAGGGAGAGAGCCUGGAGAACAGAAGUUGAUUCGUAGAUUCAUGAGAGGGUUGAGGCCAGACAUCCGCAACCAUUGUUCAGUUCGAGACUAUGGUAGUAUGAUUGAGUUGGUUGAGAAGGCGGCCAUGAUGGAGACUGGGCUUGAGGAGGAAGUUAAACACCUCAAGAGCACUCAGGCAAAGGCGACAAAGGUUGUGGAGUCUCAGAAGCGUACUUGGGAUAACCGUGAUGCAAGACAAGGCCAGAACCGUUUUGCAGAGUGUGCUACUUGUGGUAAGAGACAUGGUGGAGUUUGUUGGGCCAAAACCAACAAUUGUUAUCAGUGUGGACAGCCAGGACAUACCCAACAGAACUGUCCAAGAGGAGUCAAUAACUGUAGAAGGUGUGGUCAGAGAGGUCAUUUUGCGCGAGAGUGCACAGCGCAGCUGCCUGUAGGACAACAAGGGAACCAGAACAGAGGGAUCCUGCCACCACCUCCCAAGAGACAGGCUGUUGGACCUCGAGUGUUUGCAGCAGCAGAUCAGAUUGGUGCAGAACCGAUUGUGGGGUCUGUCCUUGUUGGAGGAAUUACAGCCUACACAUUAUUCGACACAGGAGCGACACAUUGUUUUGUCAGUCCUGAGGUGGCUAGAUGCUGGGAUUCGAGAAUUGGGUUUGAAGAUAGGCAGAGAAGGAUCGACACUGCUGGCACAGAAGUAAUUGGGUCCUCAAGAACAUAUCGAGAUGUUCCAGUAGUGAUAGAAAAAGAGGGGCUGCUUGGAGAUUUCAUCGAGCUGGAGCUGAAACAUUAUGAAGUAAUUAUAGGCAUGGAUUGGUUGACGCAACAUAAGGCUAUAUUGGAUUGUACUAGGAGGCGUGUUGAUUUCACUCAAGCAGAAAGGAAUUUGGUGUUCCAGGGAGUUAGAGCUUUGGGCAGAAUUCCUGUUAUUUCGAUGGCUCAUGUAGAAGAAAUGAAGUGGAAAGGACCAGAAGUUUAUUUGGCAACCAUUUCUAUUGAGGGAGGACCUAUGGGGAUAGAUUUGGAAGAAAUUUCUGUAGCAGCAGAAUAUGCAGAUGUUUUUGAACCACUCACAGGACCACCACCAGAAAGAGGAGAUGCAUUUACUAUUGAGUUGGAGCCAGGGACUGCUUCAGUAUCCAGAGCACCUUAUCGUUUAGCCCCAUCAGAAAUGGCUGAGCUAAAGAAACAACUGGAGGAUCUUACAGAUAAAGGGUUUGUGAGGCCAAGUAGUUCACCAUGGGGAGCUCCUGUUUUGUUUGUGAAGAAGAAAGAUGGUAGUUUCAGACUCUGCAUAGAUUAUCGAGGGCUCAAUAAGGUUACUAUCAAGAAUAAGUAUCCUUUGCCUAGGAUUGAUGAGUUGCUAGAUCAGUUACAAGGAGCAUCGUGGUUCUCAAAGAUAGAUUUGGCAUCAGGGUAUCAUCAGAUUGCUAUAGCUGAAGGUGAUGUGAGGAAAACAACAUUCAGAACACGUUAUGGACAUUAUGAGUUUGUAGUGAUGCCAUUUGGAUUGACUAAUGCACCAGCAGCCUUUAUGAAGUUGAUGAAUAAUGUGUUUAGAGAAUAUCUAGACAAAUUCGUCAUAGUGUUCAUUGAUGAUAUCUUAAUCUACUCAAGGAGUAAGGAAGAGCAUGCUGAGCAUUUGAGGAUAGUGUUACAGACAUUGAGGGAUCAAAAACUUUUUGCAAAGUUAUCCAAAUGCAGUUUUUGGCAGAAGAAGAUUGGGUUUUUGGGUCACAUUGUUUCAGAAGCAGGAGUUGCAGUAGAUCCAGAGAAGAUAACAACUAUCACUCAAUGGCCUAGACCGAAGAAUGCUUCUGAAAUUCGUAGUUUUCUUGGCCUAGCUGGAUACUACAGAAAGUUUGUAAAAGGAUUUGCAAGUCUAGCGAAGCCUUUGACACAACUUACCUGUAAGGAGGCAAAGUUUGUUUGGUCAGAAGAGUGUGAAAAGAGUUUUGAGGAACUGAAGAAGCACUUGACUCAGGCACCUAUAUUGGUAUUACCUAAGGCUGGGGUAUUAUAUGUGGUCUAUACAGAUGCAUCAGGAACUGGUCUAGGAUGUGUACUUAUGCAAGAAGAAAAAGUCAUUGCCUAUGCAUCUAGACAAUUGCGUAAGCAUGAGGUUAAUUAUCCAACUCAUGACCUGGAGUUAGCAUCUGUGGUCUUUGCUUUAAAGGUUUGGAGAGCCUACUUAUAUGGAGAGAAAGUACAAGUGUUUACAGAUCAUAAGAGUUUAAAGUAUGUCUUCACUCAGUCAGAUCUCAACUUGAGGCAGCGAAGAUGGAUGGAGCUGUUAGCAGAUUAUGAUAUGGAUAUUGCUUAUUAUCCAAGAAAAGCUAAUCAGGUAGCAGAUGCACUAAGUAGGAGAAGGAAUGAUGUGUCCAGAAUAAAAGAAGUAGAAGAGCUCGUUUCAACAUUGGCAAGUUUGAGUAUUUGUUCUGCAUCUGUAGAGGAAGGAGUUAUGGGAUUAGAAGCAGUAAACCAAGCAUAUUUACUUUGGAGAAUUCGUGAAGCUCAGAAUGGAGACACUGGUUUACAGAACACAGUGAAGAGUGAAGUAGCAGGCUAUCACACUACGAAAAAUGGGACACUUGUUUUCAGAGGUAGAGUGUGUGUUCCAGAUGAUAAAGGUCUGAAGGGAGAGAUUUUGAAGCAAGCACAUCAGUCACGUUUUUCCAUUCACCCUGGUUCUACAAAAAUGUAUCGGGAUCUGAAAAGGUAUUAUCACUGGAAUGGAAUGAAACGAGAUGUUGGAGAAUGGGUAGCAAAGUGCACGACAUGCCAGCUAGUGAAAGCAGAACAUAGAGUUCCAAGUGGGUUACUACAAAGUUUGCCACUGCCAGAAUGGAAAUGGGAUAUGGUAACAAUGGAUUUUGUCACUGGACUUCCAAGAACUCUGAGUAAGAAAGAUGCGAUUUGGGUGAUUGUGGAUAGACUUACUAAGUCAGCUCAUUUUCUAGCAGUUAAAAAGACAGAUGGUGCAGAUCGCCUAGCUCAGAUGUACAUGGAUGAGAUUGUAAGGUUACAUGGAGUUCCUGCAAGCAUUAUUUCAGAUAGAGAUUCAAAGUUCACUUCAUUGUUCUGGAAGGCUUUCCAGAAGGCUAUGGGAACUAAGGUUAAUUUGAGCACAGCAUAUCAUCCUCAGACAGAUGGACAAUCUGAGCGUACUAUACAGACACUGGAGGAUAUGUUGAGGGCGUGCAUGUUGGAUUGGGGAGGACGUUGGGAGAGACAUUUACCUUUAGCAGAGUUUGCUUACAAUAACAGCUAUCAUGCAAGCCUAGGUAUGUCACCGUUCGAGGCUCUUUAUGGACGACCUUGUCGCACACCUCUUUGUUGGACAGAAGUGGGGGAGCGCCAGGACACAGAACCUGCAAUAAUUCAAGAGACAACUGAACAAGUAGAGAUCCUCAAGGGAAAAUUAAGAGAAGCUCAUGAUCGUCAAAAAAGUUAUGCAGAUAAAAGGAGAAAGGAUUUAGAGUUUGCAGUUGGAGACUUGGUGUAUCUGAAAAUGAGAAUGUUCAAGGGCUGA
Microthlaspi erraticum is the source of this 9856-nucleotide messenger RNA. The record is from the annotation of a GenBank genome assembly. Lineage: Eukaryota; Viridiplantae; Streptophyta; Magnoliopsida; Brassicales; Brassicaceae.